Messenger RNA from Heterobilharzia americana, 624 nucleotides. The record is from the annotation of a GenBank genome assembly. NCBI's taxonomy places the organism in Eukaryota, Metazoa, Platyhelminthes, Trematoda, Strigeidida, Schistosomatidae.
GGUAUACUUAAUUCCACGCAAGAUAUGAUAAUACCUAUAUAUGGACCAAAUGGAGAAGUCGAUGAAUGGCUGUUGAUUGAGCUACAAGGUGAUAUUCUGUCCAAAACAAGUAAUUCUCUGGAGGGUAGAACAUUAGGUGAUCUACAUUUCUCACAACAGACUGGUGAUCCAGUUUUCCUUAUUGGUCAUCACGUCCUAUUUGGCAAAUUAAUUAACUUAGAGAAACCAAUGCUUAUCACAAAAAAAUGUGCUACCUCAGGGAAACUAAGUUAUGAAAUUGUUUCUGUCAUUCGCAGGAAAUUAUUGUUUAAAACGCGUCCCAAACCAAUUAUUUCAUCGGUUUCUAAAAAGGUUUAAGAAGCACAAUGAUAUAACCAGUUUAUGAAUGUGAUCCAUUAUUGUAAAUAUAUGCUUGUUUACCAACAGUUCUUUUUCAAUACCUAAUUCAUCGUCUGUUGAUCAGUACCACUCGAUUGUGAGAGAUAACAUAUUCAUCAAUAUUGUGUUCUAUAAGAAUAGUGGACGAGAUGAAGGGGCUAUCUGUUUUCGAUCAAACGUGCUUGUGCAACAUUGGACACCUGUGGUGAGAGCAAACAGUGGACAGUGUUAUAUAGUAGGCAUGUA